Molecule: messenger RNA, 1074 nt
Organism: Trichomonas vaginalis G3
Lineage: Eukaryota; Parabasalia; Trichomonadida; Trichomonadidae
Product: vesicle-mediated transport
Exons: 1
Coding region: 1-1074 (357 amino acids)
Cellular component (GO): COPII-coated ER to Golgi transport vesicle; endoplasmic reticulum
Source: RefSeq, a predicted model, not a curated record
AUGGAUUUAAGAAAAUUUGACGUAUUUCCUAAGUUAGAUAGGCAAUAUAGAGUUUCAACAUCAUUUGGUGGCAUUCUCUCUAUUGCUUCUAUCACAGUCACUAUUAUUCUAUUUUUCUCCGAAAUUCAUACUUAUUUGAAUCCACCAAUUCGUCAGAGAUUUAUUGUCGAUAAUACAAAACCAAUGGGUAUUAGUGGUAAAUCUUCCAACCAAAGAAAGCUUUCAGUUAACUUGGAUAUCGAAUUUCCAAAUGUUCCAUGUUACCUUCUUCAUAUUGAUGUUGUUGAUCCAAUUUCACAAUUAGACCUUCCAAUGGAAAGUAUUUCUAAUAAUUUCGCACGCCUUGACAAAACAGGAAAGAAUAUUGGAGAUUUCCAUCCAGAGAAGUUUUUAGAACCAGAUAAUGCAAAAACCUCAGACUCAACAUCAUGUUACGCAGCCAAUAAUACCAAAGUUUGCAAGACUUGCAAAGAUGUUGUUCAAGCUCACAAAAAUCAAGAACUUCUUCCUCCUCCGCUCUCAACAAUAGCACAAUGUGCAUCUACAGCAGCUAUUAUUCAAGAAAUGAAGGACGAAGGCUGCAAAUUAACCUCUGCUUUCCAAACUGUCCGUUUAGCAUCGGAAUUCCAUGUUGCUCCUGGCUACAAUUAUCUCUACAAAGGAUGGCAUUCACAUAAUACUACUAUUUUAGGCUCUGAAUCCAAAGAUCUUAAUUUAACCCAUAUUAUUAGGAGUUUUAGAUUCAACAGAGUCGAUGGAAAGUUCCCACUUGAUAAUGUUACUAGUAUCCAAACAGGAAAAGGCUCGUGGAGAGUUGUUUAUUCAGCAGAUAUCAUGGAUAACACUUAUACAGCAAAUAAAUACGAAUUAAUGGAUCCUCCGAAGUUCUCAUCAGGUGUCUACUUCAGAUAUGCCAUUAAUCCUGUUUCUGCAAUUGAUUAUUACGAUACAGAGCCUUUCUUGCAUCUUUGCACCAGAUUACUCACUGUUAUUGGCGCUGUUCUUGCAGCAUUCAGACUUCUCGACUCUUUCUUAUUCUUAUUCUACAAACCUCCAACUCUUGCAACAAAAUAA